Messenger RNA from Bipolaris maydis ATCC 48331, 1321 nucleotides. RefSeq lists its product as uncharacterized. Lineage: Eukaryota; Fungi; Ascomycota; Dothideomycetes; Pleosporales; Pleosporaceae. Gene Ontology annotation, molecular function: trans-2-enoyl-CoA reductase (NADPH) activity. Gene Ontology annotation, biological process: fatty acid metabolic process. Gene Ontology annotation, cellular component: mitochondrion. The record is from RefSeq and is a predicted model, not a curated record.
ACCACCCGUGAGCUCUAGGCUCUGAGGAACCUUUCUCUCCUACCCAAUUGAUACCAACAAUGACUUCCAGACUAAUUACCCAGUCUCCGCGGGCAGCGCAGUCAUGCAUCCGCCGCGCGCAAAAUCUUGCGCCAACUGUAUCGCGGCUCCCACAGCGUCGCUACAUCUCUGCCUAUGGCUACGAACAAGCAAAAGCCCUCACCUUCUCCGAAUAUGGAGAGCCACCUGCCGUGCUUUCUCUUCACAGCCAUUCCAUCUCGCCGCCUCAUAGCAAUCUCAUGACCCUACGGUUUCUCGCGUCGCCCAUAAACCCCGCCGAUAUCAACCAGAUCCAAGGUGUCUACCCGUCGAAGCCCAGGUUCACAACCGACCUAAGUACCCCAAAGCCAAUUGCCGUUGCUGGAAAUGAGGGCGUAGCUGAAAUCAUUGCGCUGGGCGAAGGUGUGAAGAAAGAGGGAUUCAAAAAGGGCGACUGGGUGUUCAUGAAAGGGCCUGGCUUCGGAACAUGGCGCACACAUGCAAGCGCCACUACCAACGACGUAGUAAAGCUCGACGAGCAGAUGCGCGAAGGAAUCACAGCAAUCCAGGCCGGCACUGUAUCUAUCAACCCAUGCACGGCCUACCGGAUGCUCCGCGACUUCACCACCCUCUCGGAAGGCGACUGGUUCAUACAAAAUGGGGCAAACUCUGGCGUUGGCCGCGCAGCCAUCCAGCUAGGCAAGAAGUGGGGCUACAAGAGCAUCAACGUGAUUCGUAGUCGCGAAGACAAGAGCAAAGAGGAUGCCAUGAAGAAGGAGCUGCAAGAUCUUGGCGCAGACGUUGUCAUUACAGAUGCAGAAUUGCAAUCGCAAAGCAUCAAGGACCAGGCUAAAGAAUGGACAAACGGGGGCCGCGCACCGAUUCGUCUGGCGCUCAACUGUGUGAACGGUAAGGCGGCAACAGCAAUGGCGAAGCUCCUGUCUUCAUCCGCGCACUUUGUUACCUAUGGCGCCAUGUCCAAGCAGCCAUUGACUAUCCCUGCGUCGAUGCUCAUCUUCAAAGACAUUCACUUCCACGGAUUCUGGGUGAGCAGGUGGGCAGAGCAGCAUCCAGAGGAGAAGCAAAAGACUGUUGCCGAUGUGUUGGACAUGACGCGAAAGGGCGAGUUCAAAGACAUGCCUGUUGACGAGAUCAAGUGGGAGUGGGAGACCAAGAGAGAGGAACUCAUUGCCAAGGUCAAAGAUACACUGGAAGGGUACAGGAGUGGCAAAGGAAUUUUUGUCUUUGGCAAGACAUAGACUUCGUAGUCUUUGUAUGUAGAAAUUAAGUCUGCUAUAUCCUA